AAUUACUUUAUCGUCAAUAAAGAACGUGUUAAAGGCGCGGAAGGCCAGCAAACCCUGGAGCACGUACUUUAUUCACGAUAAAGUACUGCCUCGAGUACCUUAUUGCUUAAGUAUUAUAAUUGAAAGCUCGCAGAGGGGAAACCGUACGAGAUGGGGGUACUUACAAGAUUCAUGGAUAUCCUGCUUAUCCUGUUUCACUGAGCCAUGUGUAUGUCAUGAUGACGAGCCAAUCCUCUCAGUUUCCAGAAAGUGCCCACUCCCAGUUAACAAACAGCCUAGCCUAUAGUAUAAUGACAAUUCAAUUGAGUUAAUAAUUCACACUUAAAGUGUAACAGUACACUGAAAUGACAGCUAAUUUUUUUAAUUCUAAAUGAACGAAUUCUGUUUUUGUAGCUUUUCCCCUCCAGUCAGUCUUUUACACACAUACAUUGUUUUAAGUUCCUUCUAAACUGUAAGCCUUACUCUUCCCUAAACAAAGUUCUCUCUUCUACUGAUGUUUACACACCCCAAACAAAUUUCAUGACUUGAAAAUAGUGAAAUAUGGUUGUGCGUUGUGACAUGGGAGGCCGUGUUUGUCCAUAAUAGUUCAAUUCAGUCUUUUCACUUCAGUCGUCCUCAUCUCAACCUUUCAAGACACAGAAGAAACCGAUUUUUUCUUCCAGCCAUGGCAAUGCAUCCGGUAUCCGUGGUGACCCAUCAGCCUGGGACGUUCCUGGCUGCAGCAGGCAUGAAGACUGAGAUGUGGACCAGCGGCAUCUGUGACUGCUGUGAAGACAUGCAGACCUGUUGUCUAGGGUUCUGGUGUCCGUGCUGCCUGGCGUGUCAGGUGACCUCAGGCCUCGGGGAGAGUCACUGUCUCCCCCUGCUGGACUGGAUCAGUGGUGGAAUGAUCCCUCCUAUAUCUCUGGCCCUCAGGAGCACCUUGAGGGAGAGGUACCAUUUACAGGGCAGUUUGGCUAAUGACUGCUGCAUGGUCACCUGCUGCUCCAGCUGCAGCUGGUGUCAGAUGGCCCGUGAGCUGAAGGCUCGGGGCAACACCACCAUCCAGAUCAAUAUGGACCCCUCCCAGCCACCGUACACCCCUCACCUCUCCAGUUAAAAGUGACAUGGACCCAAUAGAUGGUUGACCCAAAUGGUUAUUUUAAAACACAGAUGUUGAGAGAAUAUUAAUGCAUGUAUGGGUUUAAUAUAGGAUUCUUCCCUUUAUCCCCUCUCUCUGACUCAUCCUGGGAGUUUUUCCACGUGUGCUUUGAGGAUCUUAGGUUGACAAAGAUCCAGUUUUACGGGCGUAUGUGAAGCCCUCUUUGACUUUGCUUGGAAAAAGUGCUCAACAAUUAAAAUGUGAUUUUAUUAGUCAUUGA
Molecule: messenger RNA, 1361 nt
Organism: Hypomesus transpacificus
Lineage: Eukaryota; Metazoa; Chordata; Actinopteri; Osmeriformes; Osmeridae
Product: cornifelin homolog B-like
Exons: 5
Coding region: 665-1099 (144 amino acids)
Source: RefSeq, a predicted model, not a curated record